AUGAGUAGCACUCGGGCACUUCCAAAGUAUUCGAAGGAGCAGAAUAAUACAGCGCAGUUGGCUAAUGAGUUUAACAACUUUUACAUGGCAAUAUCGUCUCCAAAGAUUAGCCAAAUUGGGAACUACAGGAUCACAGAAGAAAUUGGUGAAGGAGCAUUUGGAAAGGUAUACCUUGCCACCCAUGUUCUACUAAAUGUCAACGUAGUGCUUAAAUGUGGAUUAAUUGACGAUCCAAAUAUUGUGAGGGAGAUUUAUUACCAUAAACAAUUGAAGCAUAAAAACAUCGUGAGUCUUUACGAAGUUAUCAAGACAGAAAGCCAUCUUUGGAUCGCUAUGGAGUACUGUGAAGGAGGCGAGUUGUAUUACCUAGUUUAUGAGAAAAGGCGAUUGGAUUUAAACGAAUGUCGCCAUAUAUUUUUCCAAGUUCUUCUUGGGGUGCAAUUUGUUCACUCGAUGAAUUUAAGUCAUCGAGAUUUAAAAUUGGAGAAUAUACUUUUGUCCGACAAGAAGAAGAGUUGUGUCAAGUUGACUGAUUUUGGGUUCAUCAGAGAGUUUAAUCCACAGUCUAGAAGAUUUUUAUCGACAAUAUGUGGUACAACAGUUUAUAUGGCACCAGAAUUACUAUUGGGGCAAAAAUACUCGGGAUUCGCUAUAGAUGUGUGGUCGUUGGGGAUUAUCUUAUACACUAUGCUUUACGGCGUACUACCGUUUGAUGAUGACGAUGAGAUGAAGGUAAAGUCAAAGAUAAUCAAUGAUGCCCCACUUUUUGCUGAUUUUGUUCCAACAGAAAUCAAUCAAUUGAUCUUGAAGAUGUUGAGCAAAGAUCCAACACAGAGACCAGGUAUCAGUGAGAUUUUGAAUUCAUCGUUUUUAAUUGACGUAUACAACAAGCAUCUAGAAAAAAAUCAGAAAAAGGCAGUUGGCGAUGGUGAAUCAAUUCUUUCGAUAAAUCAGCAUUAUAAUUAUAUGCAAAAACCGUUUGAUACAAGGAUAGAGCGUGAAUUGAUUCGGAAGUUACAGAGACUAAACGUCGACAUUGAUGAGCUUCAAGCAAGCAUAUACAGCAACGAAAUGAAUCUGUUGACGGCAUUUUAUGAAUUGUUAUUGACUCGAGAAUUUUCGAAAAAGAAGAAACGGUAUAUUAGAGAUAAAAAGAGAAAGUAUUUUGAAGCAAGGAAUUCGUUACGAAAAUCUCGAAAGAAAGUGAAGAGUGCUCUCUCCAUGUCAGACCAAUUAUCUGGUUCGCAGCCAUUGGAGCGAAUAAUUUCGUCUUUGAGUAUUACUUCCAACAAAAACUCAAGCAAAACGAAUUUGGCUCGGUUGUCCACGUACUCAAGAAAGUCGGGUGAUAACAUUGAUUUGCGCAAUCUGCCAAGAUCACAGCUGAAUGCUCGCUUCAGUAUCGAUCGGGAAAACCCACCUCGAAACUCGAUGAGCGAAAUUGGAGGAGCUGAUAUGACUGCUCACACGCAGGCAAUUUCACCAACAUCUACGAAAAUAGAUGCACCCCUACAUAGAAUUGUGUCUUUUGUACCACAGGAAAGAAGACCAUCUGAUGCAGCAUCAACCGGAGAAUCAUUAAAGAAGCAGAACAAGAGUGGGAAGAUAUUAAACAAAUUGCAAUUUUGGAAAAAGGACAAGAAUGGUAAUGAAGGUGAUAAGGACGAUUCAACCUCAGUUGUCAGUAAACGGUCUGAAAAAUAUGAAAAUGAUACCGGAAGUGGGACCCUGGAGUUGCAGUUGCAACAAAGUCCGCAAAGAUAUGGCCGCAGUCAAACUUCAUUCGAGGUAGGUGACACAGAACAAACGCCAGCAACUAUAGGAUCCGAUACUAGAUCUAAUGACGGUGGAUUGGACACGCCUGCUGAAAUACAGGCAUCUGGGUCAAAUCAUUUAACACCAACAUCCGGUGAAGGCAGAGGAUUAAGCAGGACAAGACCUUCGUCGAUGAUUUCGCAAAUAAGUCAAAUCAGUAGAUUGAGUCAGUUGUCAACCAUGUUGUCGGAAUCGGAAUUAGAUAUACUAGAUGAAACUGAUACCUUAGACGACGAGGAUGAUGAAGAUGAAGCAUAUGAUUCAAGUAUUAGCAUGUCACAAGAUGGAAGAUCUACUUCCGGAAUGGUUCUUGGAAGCAGCCGAACUCCUGCAAGAAAGAGACCUAGUUACAGAAGAGGAUUAUCAUCUGAUCAAUCCAUUCAAUCAGCGUCGACGACUAGUGGUGGACAAACGACUGUCAAGAAAAAACUGUCCAUGUCAAGAGUGACAAGCAAUUCAUCAGAUGAUACCCCCAGUGAAUCAAAGUAUACUGAUGAGGUGCCACCAAUGAAUGGAGAUCACAAUACGCAUUCUCAAUUUAUGGUGAAAAACCGGCCCUCAAAUCUUGUUACGCCCACACCUGUUUUACACAACAAUUCGAUCCUUCCUAACGCAAACACAAAUGAAAUUGACCGAAUGCAAGGCUAUCGCUCGCAUUCUCCACCAUUCAACUUUAAGCUGAGCCCAAGGUCAGCAGCGCCUAGAGGUGAUGCAAAGAUGAAUCGAAAGCAAAUGCCGCCUGUUUUUGCCAAUAAGAACAACAACAGCGUGCCUAACAACUACCAUGAUACAAAACAAGUUAACGAUUGGUUGAAUAACCCUUUGAACAAUAAUACAGGAUCCCAUGGGUAUGCCAAUAAAACUAUGUAUGGUCCCACCAUUAAUGAGGAGGAUGAAUACGAUGAGAUGUGA
This is a messenger RNA of Lodderomyces margitis, 2727 nucleotides long. Its product is annotated as non-specific serine/threonine protein kinase. Gene Ontology annotation, molecular function: protein serine/threonine kinase activity; ATP binding. The record is from RefSeq and is a predicted model, not a curated record. The transcript has a single exon. Gene Ontology annotation, cellular component: cytoplasm. NCBI's taxonomy places the organism in Eukaryota, Fungi, Ascomycota, Pichiomycetes, Serinales, Debaryomycetaceae. Gene Ontology annotation, biological process: intracellular signal transduction; protein phosphorylation. Bases 1 to 2727 code for a protein of 908 amino acids.